Messenger RNA from Budorcas taxicolor (takin), 1347 nucleotides. RefSeq names its product paired box 2 (gene PAX2). Gene Ontology annotation, biological process: anatomical structure development; regulation of transcription by RNA polymerase II. Lineage: Eukaryota; Metazoa; Chordata; Mammalia; Artiodactyla; Bovidae. The record is from RefSeq and is a predicted model, not a curated record. Gene Ontology annotation, molecular function: RNA polymerase II cis-regulatory region sequence-specific DNA binding; DNA-binding transcription factor activity, RNA polymerase II-specific. The transcript is spliced from 12 exons. The coding region runs from base 1 to 1347 and encodes 448 amino acids.
AUGGAAGAAAGGCAGGGGAAAAAAAUCCUGAAGUUGAGUUUGAGAGGCGACACGGCGGCGGCGGCCGCGCUGCUCCCGCUCCUCUGCCUCCCCAUGGAUAUGCACUGCAAAGCAGACCCCUUCUCCGCGAUGCACCCAGGGCACGGGGGUGUGAACCAGCUCGGGGGGGUGUUUGUGAACGGCAGGCCCCUGCCCGACGUGGUGAGGCAGCGCAUCGUGGAGCUGGCCCACCAGGGCGUGCGGCCCUGCGACAUCUCCCGGCAGCUGCGGGUCAGCCACGGCUGUGUCAGCAAAAUCCUGGGCAGGUACUACGAGACCGGCAGCAUCAAACCCGGAGUGAUCGGCGGCUCCAAGCCAAAAGUGGCAACACCCAAAGUUGUAGACAAGAUUGCUGAAUACAAGCGACAGAACCCAACUAUGUUUGCCUGGGAGAUCCGGGACCGGCUUCUGGCGGAGGGCAUCUGUGACAACGACACGGUGCCCAGCGUCUCUUCCAUCAACAGGAUCAUCCGGACCAAAGUUCAGCAGCCUUUCCACCCAACGCCGGAUGGAGCUGGGACCGGAGUGACUGCCCCUGGCCACACCAUUGUUCCCAGUACGGCCUCCCCUCCUGUUUCCAGCGCCUCCAAUGAUCCAGUGGGAUCCUACUCCAUCAAUGGGAUCCUGGGGAUCCCUCGUUCCAAUGGCGAGAAGAGGAAACGUGAUGAAGUCGAGGUAUACACUGAUCCUGCCCACAUUAGAGGAGGUGGAGGUUUGCAUCUGGUCUGGACUUUAAGAGAUGUGUCCGAGGGCUCAGUCCCCAAUGGAGACUCCCAGAGUGGCGUGGACAGUUUGCGGAAGCACUUGCGGGCCGACACCUUUACCCAGCAGCAGCUGGAAGCUUUGGAUCGGGUCUUUGAGCGUCCUUCCUACCCUGACGUCUUCCAGGCAUCAGAGCACAUCAAAUCAGAGCAGGGGAAUGAGUACUCCCUCCCAGCCCUGACCCCUGGGCUUGAUGAAGUCAAGUCGAGUCUAUCUGCAUCCACCAACCCCGAGCUGGGCAGCAACGUGUCAGGCACGCAGACAUACCCUGUUGUGACCGGUCGUGACAUGGCGAGCACCACUCUGCCUGGUUACCCCCCUCACGUGCCCCCCACUGGCCAGGGAAGCUACCCCACCUCCACCCUGGCAGGAAUGGUGCCUGGGAGCGAGUUCUCCGGCAACCCGUACAGCCACCCCCAGUACACGGCCUACAACGAGGCUUGGAGAUUCAGCAACCCCGCCUUACUAAGUUCCCCUUAUUAUUAUAGUGCCGCCCCCCGGGGCUCCGCCCCUGCCGCUGCUGCCGCUGCCUAUGACCGCCACUAG